Erythranthe guttata (spotted monkey flower) is the source of this 1228-nucleotide messenger RNA. RefSeq names its product actin-related protein C2B (gene ARPC2B). Lineage: Eukaryota; Viridiplantae; Streptophyta; Magnoliopsida; Lamiales; Phrymaceae. The record is from RefSeq and is a predicted model, not a curated record. Gene Ontology annotation, biological process: actin filament polymerization; Arp2/3 complex-mediated actin nucleation. Gene Ontology annotation, cellular component: actin cytoskeleton; Arp2/3 protein complex. Gene Ontology annotation, molecular function: structural constituent of cytoskeleton; actin filament binding.
AGAGAGAGAGAGAGAGAGAGAGAGAGAGAGAGAGAGAGAGAGAGAGAGAGAUGAUGGCAUGCUUUGAAAGGGCUUCACCAGCAUUGAGGGAAAUUCUUUUGAAAAUACACAGAGCCGAGAGGCCCGUGGAAAUAGAUUACCACGUGCACGAAUUUGGUUCCGUACACUACCAUGUUCAGUGUUCAGCUUCGGAUCCACAUUGCGCCUAUUUAUCAUUAUCAACACCUCUUCUAUCUCGAGGGCUCACAUUCUCGUCACAUCUUCCGGAGCAUAUUCUAGAAACGGUUAAUGGAGUAUUCCCUCGGAUUAUCGAAACUAUAGAGCCCUCGCAAGAAGGCUACCAGCUCACUUUGAAGCUCGACUUCUCGAGAAUUCCACACAGUAAAGCUUCCACAAAGAUUAUAACAGAAAUAUCCUCGGUUCGAGCAGUAAUACUUAGCUCCCACCUUAAAGAAAUUCUAACAAAGGUUGAUUCAAACGGGAUGUAUAAACCAAUCAAACUCGUUUAUCGUCCAAGUGAACCGUUCUUUCUCAUCAAACAGCAAGCGAAAAUCACCGCAGUAUUUCCGAUGCGAUUUAAGGAAAACGAGGACGUAGUUAUUGCUACAUCCUUCUUUCAGGAACUUGCAGAUGUAGGAAAUUCGGAAAAAUGUCGUAAGGCUCCUCGUUGCAUUUGGUCACCUAUUCCACCUCCGGAAUUACGAGGAGAGUCCAUCGAAGACCUGUGCACAAAUUGCGGAUUCGUCACUUUCGAUAUUACGUCGCGUCACGUGGAAGGAAAGAACCUAGACAAAACUGUAUGGAACCUACUGAAUUUCUAUACGUUUGUGAAGUAUUACGUGAAGAGCACGAGAGGUUUUAUACAAAGAAGGAUGAGACUUCGUUUAGAGAAGCUGAUUCGGCCGUUGCAUGAUGAUGUAGAUGUCGAUCAAGAAGAUCGACGUCCUGAAAAGAAAGCCAAAGGAUGCAAACGAGUCAAGAAAUGGAUAAACGCCUCGAAAUCGAAGAUCGUUAGAAAGAGACGGAAGUUGAUGAAUAAAAUUAAGCGGAUUCGGUUUCGAAUCAAGAUACAUAGCUUCGUCGGUCGUUUUAGAAGACGAUGGUUGAAAUUGCCGAAAUUUUCUCGAGUGACAAGAUACAUAAAACUGGAAUAACUGCUUAGAAUCAAGAUACAUAAAUUCAGUGAAAUAUAUCUUUUUAAAUACUAGUACAAAUGCUAAAAUUUAUU